UAGCCUAUUCAAGAUGAGGAAAAAGUCAUAGAAUUGAUCAAUUUGGUGAAAACUUAUCCGUGCAUCUGGUUAGAUACUGAUCGCCAGUAUAAAAAUAACGAAAUAAGGCAUCAAGCCUGGCAACAGAUAGCAUCCGUGCUGGAGGAGGAUCCACAGUGCGUUCAUGCUAAAUGGAGGAAUUUAAUGAAUUCCUACCGGCGGACAAAAAAGGAGAUCGCUUUGAGUCAGACAACAGGUUCCGGAUCCAGCGAGCUAUUGAAGGAGGUUUGGUAUGCCUACGAGCAUAUGUCGUUUCUACAUGAAACGACAGCUCCACGUCGUACAAUCAAUACUGCAAAUCUUGAAGGAACUUCUCGGGAACCUGUUGUUAUCUCGACCGCUCCUGCAACCGCCGCUUCAUGCAGUUCAACUGCCUCAACAACAGCCACGACAACUGCCACAACAUCCUCCACUGGCUCCUCUAGUGGCAUGCUAGAGGGUCGCACAGCGUCCAAAGGAAGAAAAUUUAGUGAAACGACUCGAUCAAGUCAGAUUAGCGAAUGCUUGACAGCCAUUCAAAGCAUUGCUAAUACUGCUACUGCUGCUGCACCUUGCACUAAAGCCAGGGCUCUGGGCAACUUUGUAGAGGCACAAGUUGCCACCUUCGAAGAUAAACAUCCAGAGUUCUGUGCUAAACUGAUCAGGUCCAUAACGACGGUCAUGAAUGAUCGAAUUGAUCAAUUUUAUGUGGACCAACAUGCCUCCUCGAUGCAUGAUCAGCAAAUCUGUAGGAUUAAAAUUUAAGUGUUAACAUAGUUUAAGUGUUUGUUGGAAUUUAAGAAUUUUAUGAAUAAGUGAAUUAUGUAUUGUUAUGUAUUAUGUAUU
Anopheles arabiensis is the source of this 864-nucleotide messenger RNA. RefSeq lists its product as uncharacterized. The record is from RefSeq and is a predicted model, not a curated record. The coding region runs from base 184 to 783 and encodes 199 amino acids. The transcript has 3 exons. Lineage: Eukaryota; Metazoa; Arthropoda; Insecta; Diptera; Culicidae.